Trichoderma reesei QM6a is the source of this 6825-nucleotide messenger RNA. RefSeq lists its product as uncharacterized. The record is from RefSeq and is a predicted model, not a curated record. Lineage: Eukaryota; Fungi; Ascomycota; Sordariomycetes; Hypocreales; Hypocreaceae. Gene Ontology annotation, molecular function: helicase activity; ATP hydrolysis activity; ATP binding. The transcript has 3 exons. The coding region runs from base 1 to 6825 and encodes 2274 amino acids.
AUGGCCACCACAGCCGCUUCCGGUCGGGCAGCAAAGCUCGAAAAGCUUUUUCACUCCUUCAUCAACGGCGAGCGCACCCUCCAAAGCUCGCAAGAAGCCAAGCAAUUCUUCGAAGCAGUCGAUGUUGUGUGCCAGCGAACCUCUGCCGCCGCCUGCGUUGAACGCAUGCUUGCGCGAAAAGAAGGAUUGAGUGCUGUGAGAGCAGCCGUUCGAUCCAACUUGUCCCAUGCUUUUGUCACGGCUUCAACUGUUGGAUUUCUCAAGCAAGUCCUGCAUCCUCAAGUCAAGACCAUCAAUGAUGGACUGUUCCUUGAGAAACUGCUGGUUGAGAUCCUCUCCCCUCCAACUUUUUGGAAUGCGUUUCUGGAGUUGUACAAGUCGAAUCAGCUCAAUGGCGAGAGCUUGAUCGCCUUUGCGUCUCUUUCCUACGAGAUCGCGGCUUCUUCUACGCCCGAGAUCCAGGCUCUCUCCCAGGACGUGGAGGCUUUGAUGAAAAGCCUCCCCUUGACAAAGUCGCCAUCUGAAGAGGUUCGCACCCUCGGCUACCGCAUUGAAAAAGUCUUGCAGCUUCGCAAGGGCUCUGCAACUGCGUCUAUUCGUGUGAAUUACAGCCCCGGCGGCAGACAUGACAAUGACUUUGAGGACUUCCGUCAGAUAGCCAUCUUUCCGACUGCGGACGAAGUGUCUUCAAAGGAACAGCCGUUUCUGCAACGACUCGACGACGUCUUUGAGGCGCCAAGGGAGUCGCGAGCGAGGUCUUACACGGACUGGCUGUUUCGUCUCCUCCGUGAGGAUAUGCUUGCGGACCUCAGAGAGGACUUGCAGAUUGCAUGGGGACAGAAAAAGGCCAGAUACAAGCCGCUCUGCUUGGGUUGCCUGAGUCUGAUCCUCGAGCCGCAGUCGUUGCCCAACAACAAUCGUUCCAGGCCCUUCACAUUGAUGCUUCAGUGUCGCGACGGGAUCGCCUUUCCGAAGAAAUUCAAGUCUCCUCAUGAAAAAAAGAAGUACCUGGACGAUAACAGAAACUUUGUCAAGCACGGUUCUAUCGGCGCGCUUUGUAUCGACAAGAACAUUAUUUCUUUCGGCUCAAUCGUCCGAGAGUUGGAUUGGCUGAUCCGAGAUCCUCCUGUUGUUGGCCUCCAAGUCACCGACAACGUCGGAUUGAAGCUGGCGGUAAAGGCACUGUUGGGACAGGACCGUGGUCGCCUCAAGUUCUACGUCGUUGACACCGCCACAUUCUCCUAUGAGCCGAUCCUACAGCGCCUGAAGGAGGUUGCUGAGAUUCCGGUCGAGGACUCCAUUCUCGAUCCAGCAGGACCGCCAGCAGCCUACUACCCUCCACCCAGGCUGCAAGCUUUCAUCCAAGUUUUGAAGUCUGCCCAGCGGAGGAAUGAAGCGGUCGAUUUGGGUGACACCCUGGGCAGCAGCCUCCGUAUCCAGAUCCGUGACGCGCAACUUCACUCGCUCGUCAAGGGCCUCGAGAACCCCGUUGGCCAGAUUCAAGGUCCGCCAGGAACAGGAAAAUCCUUCAUUGGGGCGAUUAUUGCGCGAGUCCUCAUGGAGCUGACGGACUACCGCAUACUGGUCCUCAGUUACACUAACCACGCGUUGGACGAGUUUCUUCACGACCUCAUGAAGAUUGGCAUCAAUGGUAGCAACAUGGUCCGCAUCGGCUCAAAGGCUACCACCCAUACGGAACACUUGAAACUCGACGCUCUCGCAAAAUUCUCCCUUAUAAGCUAUGAAGUCAGGGGCCUGUUGGAUAUUGCCAAGCUAGCACAGCAAGAAGCUCGCGACAAACUAGAAGACCUCAUGGGAAACCUUCAAACUCAAGUCCGUCAUCAAGAUGUCUUGGACAUGCUAGAGUUUUCCGACUUUGGAACGAGUCUCUGGAGCGCGUUCCAGAUCCCCGACGACAUGGCCAUCGUGGGAAAGAAUAACAAGCCCCUAGAGCCCGUUGAUGUUUAUGAUGCUUGGCUCCAUGGAAAGCACUGGUCAAGUAUGGGCAUGCUUGGCCAAGUGAUGGGUGAAGAACACAAGGUAGUUUGGGACAUUCCGCCACCCACCAGAACCGCUCUCCAUAUGCAAUGGACCAGCCAUGUCAGGCAGGAGCAGAUAGACGAGUUUGCUCAGCUGGCUGAGACCUGCGACAGCCUCUACCGACAGAUUGACAGUCUCUACAAGGAAAGCAAGAGGAAAAUUGUCAAGGAGAAGCGAAUCAUUGGCUGCACUACCACGGGAGCAGCCAUGUACCAGUCCAUCAUCAGAGCGGCCAGUCCAGACAUUGUUCUGGUCGAGGAAGCGGGCGAAAUCCUCGAGGCUCACAUCAUCACGUCUCUCGGCCCUUCCGUGAAGCAGCUUAUCCUUAUCGGUGACCACAAGCAACUUCGUCCCAAGGUUAACAACUACAACCUGACUGUCGAGAAGGGGGAGGGGUUUGACCUCAACGUGUCACUCUUCGAACGCCUCAUCAGGCAAGGUCAUGACUUCGCCGCUCUGGAGGAGCAACACCGCAGCCAUCCAGACAUCUCGCAGUUUGCGCGCCUCCUGGCGUAUCCGGAAUUGAAGGACGUACCAAAGACGAGCAGCUAUCCACCGAUACGUGGGCUUCAGAAGAGAGUCGUCUUCGUACAUCAUGAGCAUCCGGAGGAGCAGCUGGACAGUGUCCGCGACCGGCGUGAUCCAUCCUCCAAAGCCAGCAAGAAGAACAUAUUCGAAGCCGAAAUGGUCCUGAAAACAGUAAAGUAUCUGAGUCUACAGGGCUACAAGUCGGAGAACAUGGUCGUCCUGACUCCGUACAUGGGCCAGCUGGCAUUGCUACGAGACAUGAUGAAGGAAAGCGUGUAUCUGAACGAACUAGACACUCACGAGCUUGUUCGUGCCGGGCUGAUGACGCAGGCAGCUUCCAAGGCAGCAAAGUCAAAGCUGCGCCUGUCUACGGUGGACAAUUAUCAAGGAGAAGAGAGCGAUAUCGUGAUUGUAUCAAUGGCCCGAAGCAACAAGAACGGCGACAUUGGCUUCUUGGUUGCUCGCGAGAGACUAGUUGUUCUCAUGUCACGAGCAAGACAAGGAAUCAUUCUGUUUGGUAACAUGAAGACAUUCAUGGCAAACAAAAAGGGCCAAGAGCUCUGGAAAAACUACUUUGAUGCCAUGAAAGACAAGGGAUUCCUGUUUGAUGGCUUGCCGGUCUACUGCGAGCAACAUCCGGACCGUCAGUCUCUUCUGCAGAAACCGCAAGAUUUCGACCAGCACUGCCCUGACGGCGGCUGUGCAGAAACAUGUGGUGCUACCCUUGGAUGCGGCAAACAUACCUGUGAACGCAGAUGCCAUCGAGAGAAGAAUCACUCACAAGUCGCCUGCACGAAGAUGAUGCAGAAGAUUUGCGAACGCGGCCAUAAGAUGAAGUAUCCGUGUGGAAAAGUCAACCUGGGCUGCAAGACCUGUGCAAAGGAAGAUGAAGAUACUCGGCGGAGGAUACAGCGGGAUAUAGACAUGGAGAAGAAGAGACAGGAGCGACAAGACAAAUAUGCUCGCGAUUUGCAGGAGAUGGAGGAUGAGAUUGAUCAUCACCGAAGAGUCAUGAAGUACCAGCAAGAAGAGGAAGAUCACGCAAAGGAGCUCGCUGAGAAGAAGGCGCAACUACAGAGACUCAGGGACACAAAGGCCAGAAUGGAAGCAUCAAAAGCCGCAGCGGAAGAACAAAAGAAGAAGGCCUCCGAGGAACAGGGACAGAAGAGCAAAGAGACGCCUGACUUCCUGACUCUCGACCCUGCAGCACAGGAGUGGGAGACGAUGAAGCGUGAGGAUGGAGCCAAAAGCGCCGCAUUGGAUGAUCUCAUGGGGCUCAUCGGCCUGGAGUCGGUGAAGAGGGAGUUUCUCUCGAUCAAAUCGACUGUCGAUACGCAGAUCCGUCAAGGCGUGGCUCUCACAGAUACGCGACUCAGCUGCUCACUGCUCGGAAACCCUGGGACAGGCAAGACAACCGUGGCGAGAAUCUACGGAAGAUUUCUUACCGAAACGGGAGUCAUCCCCGGCGAUGCCUUUGAAGAGACUACAGGAUCGAAGCUCGCUAACAAAGGCGUCAAGGGCUGUGAAGACCUGCUAGAGAAGAUCAAGGAGAAUGGAGGCGGCGUCUUGUUCAUUGACGAAGCAUACCAGCUGUCCUCUGGCAACAGUCCUGGCGGCGUGGCAGUCUUGGACUAUCUCCUUGCUGAGGUGGAAAAUCUUCGAGGCAAGAUUGUCUUUGUUCUUGCGGGCUAUUCAAAGCAGAUGGAGUCCUUCUUUGCACACAAUCCUGGCUUCCCGAGUCGCUUCCCCAUCGAGAUGCGCUUCAACGAUUACGAAGACGAGGAGCUGCUGCGGAUCCUCAAGCGCCAGGUCAACCGCAAGUACAGAAACAAGAUGGAAGUGGAAGACGGACCAGACGGCCUCUAUUUCCGGAUUGCUGCUCGGCGAGUCGGACAAGGACGGGGCAAAGAAGGAUUCGGCAACGCCCGCGCAAUGGAGAAUUACCUGGCGAGGAUCGAGAAGAGGCAGGCAAACAGAUUCCAAUUGGAGCGUCGAGCGAAAAAGACCCCCAAUGACUUCUUGUUCACAAAGGAAGACAUUAUCGGCCCUGAACCAUCGCUGUCGUUGCAGAAUUGCGAGGCGUGGAAGAAGCUGAAUGGCAUGAUUGGACUGAAAGAGGUCAAGGAGCAAGUCAAGAUACUGCUCGACUCGUUGACCACCAACUACCAGCGUGAGCUCGCUGAGGAGCCCUUGAUGCAGUUCACUCUCAACCGAGUCUUCCUCGGGAAUCCCGGAACAGGCAAGACGACCGUGGCCAAGCUCUACGGAGAGAUUCUGGCAACUCUUGGCCUCCUGUCUAAUGGAGAGCUAGUGGUCAAGACUCCCGCAGACUUCAUCGGCGCUCACCUGGGUCACUCGGAAUCUCAGACAAAGGGCAUUCUCGCAGCUACUGUUGGCAAGGUGCUCGUGAUUGACGAGGCGUACGGCUUAUACGGAGGCAAAAGCUCAAUCAACGACCCUUACAAGACGGCUGUUAUCGACACAAUCGUUGCCGAAGUCCAAAACGUGCCUGGAGAUGAUCGCUGUGUGAUUCUCAUCGGCUAUCAGGAACAGAUGGAGGAGAUGUUCCAGAAUGUCAAUCCGGGCUUGAGUCGACGGUUCUCGGUAGAUACGCCAUUUGUCUUUGAAGAUUUUGAUGACGACGGUCUUCGACAGGUCCUCGACUUGAAGCUGAAGACGUCUGGCUUCACAACUACCGGAGAAGGCAAGAGAGCUGCGCUCGAUGUGCUCAUCAGAGAACGCAACAGAGCCAACUUUGGCAAUGGAGGUGCCAUCGAGAACCUGCUGAGCAAAGCAAAAUCUUCCUACCAGAAGCGGCUUUCGGCUGGAAAGUGCAAGAAGAGGAGCCAGCUCGAAGCAGAAGACUUUGACGAGGACUUUGACAGGACAACGAGAAAGGAUACAAACGUGCGGCAGCUCUUCCAGGAUGAAGUUGGUCGUGAGGACAUCAUCAAGAAGCUUGAGCACAUCCAGUCGCGGGUGAGGCAACUAAAGGCCGUCGACAUGGACGUCAAGGAGGAGAUUCCGUUCAACUUUUUGUUCAGAGGUCCGCCAGGUACGGGAAAGACGACGACGGCGAGAAAGAUGGGCAAGGUAUACUACGACAUGGGCUUCCUUUCCAAGGCUGCCGUGGAAGAAUGCUCAGCCACGGAUCUGAUCGGGGAGUAUGUCGGUCAUACGGGGCCAAAGGUCCAAAAAGUGCUCGAGAAAGCCCUCGGAAGGGUGCUGCUCAUCGACGAGGCGUAUCGAUUCGCCGAGGGCAAGUUCGCGAAAGAAGCGAUUGAUGAGAUUGUCGACUGCGUUACCAAGCCCAAGUAUCAAGGAAAGCUCAUCAUCAUCCUGGCGGGAUACGAGCACGACAUCAAUCGGCUCUUGUCCGUGAACCCCGGACUGACGAGCCGCUUCCCCGAGACCAUCGACUUCAAGCCACUCAAGCCAGAUGCCUGCUUCCGGCUCUUGGCCGAUCUUUUGCGCAAGAGGAAAACGGAGCUCGCGAGUAAGAGUAAAGGCAAGGACAUGGACAUUAGCUGUUUGGAGACUCCGUCUGCAUUGUUCCUCAGCAGGUGUACAGCCAUAUUUACGUCGCUGACCCAAGUCGAAGGAUGGGCCAGCGCGCGAGACGUCAAACAGCUCGCCAGGAACGUCUUUCACACGGUGGACUUGACGGCGGCUGUGCUCAAAGUGGAAGACAAAAAGGUCAUUCAGGAGCUCAACAAGAUGCUACGCGACCGGCAGUCCAAGAUGGUCAAAUCGGGCGGCCCUAUUGACAUGGAUGACAUGGCCGAUUCUUCGUCUACGCCUCCCAAUUCGGGUCUUCCCAGUAUGAGUGGUUCGAAUACGCAGACGCAGCAAGGCCCAAGCGGCAACGAUCCUAUGGACAUUGACGACCCCUCGGAAGAGGCCACUCCGGCACCUGAAUCGCCAGACGAUGAAUCCAAGCAAGUGACUCGAGAUGCGGGCGUAAGCGACGAAGUCUGGGAGCAAUUAGAACAAGACAAGGCGGCAGCAGCACAGAUCAAGGAGGAAGAGCGUCGCAAGUUGGAGGAGGAGAGGAAGAAGGCGGAGGAAGAACGAGAGAGGAUUCUGCGGCAGCUGGUUGAGCAGGAGGAGCGUCGCAAGGAGGAGGUCAAGAAGCUGGCGAAGAUCCGCGCGCUUGGGAUUUGCCCUAUGGGCUUCAAUUGGAUCAAACAGGGUGAUGGAUACCGGUGUUCUGCUGGAGGGCAUUACUUGUCCAACGCUGAGAUUGAUAGGUUGUGA